Molecule: messenger RNA, 10012 nt
Organism: Magallana angulata
Lineage: Eukaryota; Metazoa; Mollusca; Bivalvia; Ostreida; Ostreidae
Exons: 43
Coding region: 243-9185 (2980 amino acids)
Biological process (GO): carbohydrate metabolic process
Molecular function (GO): beta-glucosidase activity
Source: RefSeq, a predicted model, not a curated record
GACGUAACGACGUAAUGAUAAAAAAAAUAGCCAGUCAAAUAUUGUGUGCAUUUUGCUGAUGCUACCAGGCAGAUACUGAUUGUCAAACGCUUGUUUAAUAAGCUGGCCUACUGCAAAAUUUCUUAUCUGAGGAGUUUUUGUAAAAUAAACGUACCCCACGAAAAUAGUCGGUUAUCGGGUGGAGCUUUAUGUGAGGCAUGUUUGCUAACUGUUCAUGUCCGCUGAUUUCCAACACCUGAAAAAUGGCGUCGGAAACCAUACACCUGGGCAUCAUUACCUGCAUUGUAGUGCAUACUCUUAUUAGUCAAGUGUAUGGGUACUAUCCUCUGAACCAUAGUGAAUUUCUUUUCGGCCAAUUCCCGGACGGCUUCAUAUGGAGCGCCGCCACCGCCGCCUAUCAGGUGGAAGGGGCAUGGAACGAAGAUGGAAGAGGGCCAAGUAUCUGGGACACAUUUUCCCACGUCCCCGGUAAUAUAGAGAACGGGGAUACCGGGGACGUAGCAUGUGACAGUUACCAUAACUACCAGAGGGAUGUCGAAAUGUUGAAGGAACUAGGGGUUUCACAUUAUCGUUUUUCGAUGUCUUGGUCAAGAAUCUUCCCAUUGGGAACUGAUGAAAUGAUAAAUCCCAGGGGAGUGAAGUAUUACCAGCGGUUGAUUGACGCCUUGAAGCUCGCAGGGAUAGAGCCCAUGGUAACUCUGUACCACUGGGACCUUCCCCAGGCCCUGGAAAAUGAUGGAGGGUGGCUCAACGACACCACUGUGGAACACUUCGUGAAAUACGCCAACUUCUGUUUUAAUGAAUAUGGAAGCAAGGUGAAAAAGUGGAUAACCUUCAACGAACCUUGGGUUGUUUCCUGGUUAGGAUACGGCGGAAGUGGAAUGGCUCCCGGUCGGAACGAACCAGCUAAGAUGCCCUACAUUGUGGCUCACAAUAUCAUUCGUGCCCACGGAAAGACCUACCGGCGAUAUAACAAUCAAUUCAAGAAUAUACAAAAGGGAGAAGUCGGCAUUACCCUCAAUAUCAACUGGGCCCAACCAAAGAAUACUUCCGAUCCUGCGCAUUGGGAAGCAUCAAAUCGAGCUAUGCAGUUUGAACUCGGAUGGUUUGCGCAUCCGAUUUUAGUGAACGGGGACUACCCUCAAGUAAUGAAAGAUCAAAUAGGCAACAAAAGCCGGGCACAGGGCUUUACAAAAUCCAGACUUCCAGAGUUUACUGACACAGAGAAAAGAGAUAUUAAAGGUUCUGCGGAUUUCCUUGGGCUGAACCACUACACAACUAACCUUGUCUCUCCAGUUCAUUAUCCACCAGAUGUACAGAGUUACGACGCGGACAAAGAUGCAACCUCUGAAUACGACCCGUCUUGGCCAACGUCGGGUUCUGAUUGGCUGAGGGUCGUUCCAUACGGAAUAAGAAUGACACUUAGAUGGAUUAAGAGGGAAUAUCCUGCCACACCCAUCUUGGUAACAGAGAGCGGGUUGUCGGACAGGAACGGAUCUCUGGUCGACACCUGGCGGAUAGAUUACUACCGGUCCUAUAUCAAUGAAGUCUUAAAAGGAAUCGUACUCGACGGCUGUAACGUCACUGGGUACACAGCAUGGUCUCUUAUGGACAACUUUGAAUGGCCAAGGGGAUUCAGCGAAAAAUUUGGACUCUAUCAUGUUAAUUUCACCGACCCCAAACGGACUCGAACUCCCAAAGCCUCUGCUAGAUUUUAUUCCCAGCUGAUUAAAGAGAACGGGUUCCUUCGGGGUUACACGAGCCUGGGUGGGCGUGGCACUGCCCCUGAGCAUGAGGAGGGUAUCUACUACGACACGUUCCCUGAAGAUUUUGCUUGGAGUACAGCGACUUCGGCCUAUCAGGUGGAAGGGGCGUGGGACGAAGACGGACGUGGACCCAGUAUCUGGGAUGUUGCUGCUCAUCAGGAAAACUACAUUUAUAACAACGAUACUGGAGACGUGGCAUGUGACAGCUACCACAAAUAUAAAGAAGAUGUCCGUCUGUUGAAAGAUCUAGGGGUUUCACACUACCGUUUCUCCAUCUCCUGGCCUAGAGUAUUCCCUAACGGUACGAAAGAAAGCAAGAACCCACCAGGAGUCCAGUAUUACCACAACUUGAUUGACGAACUGAAGAAAGCCGACAUAGAACCGAUGAUCACCCUGUAUCACUGGGAUCUUCCACAGGCCCUGGAAGAGAGAGAGGGAGGGUGGAUGAACGAGUCCAUUGUUAACCGAUUCCGAGACUAUGCGGACUUCUGCUUUGGUGAAUAUGGAAACAAGACAAAGUUUUGGAUAACGUUCAACGAGCCAUGGAUAGUUUCCUAUUUUGGUUACGGCUUGGGUUCGUUCCCUCCCGGAAAGAAGGGCCAAGGGACCAACACAUACAUCACAGCCCAUAACAUCCUAAAGGCCCACGCCGAGGCGUAUCACAUAUAUGAUACUAAAUACAGGCGGUCCCAAAAAGGUCAAGUUGGAAUUACUCUAAACGUUGGAUGGGCGGAACCUGAAAAUCCCUUCGAUCCAGAAGACUUGAAAGCCUCAGAGAGGGACAUACAAUUCAGCUUUGGUUGGUUCGCGCAUCCUAUACUGGUCAAUGGAAUGUACCCCCAAAUCAUGAUUGAUCGCAUCGAGGCAAACAGUAAUGGGACCAACAGACUGCCACACUUCCCAGAUCCUGCAAGAAUAAACGGCACAUCGGAUUUCCUUGGGUUGAACUUUUACUCAUCUGGCCUGGUGCGUCCGGACGAGUCCCGCACGGAUCACAGUUAUGAUGACGAUAAAGGAACGGCAUCCAGAAUGGACCCUUCCUGGCUUGGAUCUGGGUCGGAUUGGCUAAAGGUGACACCGUUUGGUCUUCGAAAAAUAUUGAAUUGGAUCAAGAUCCAUUAUAACAACGUCCCCGUGUAUGUGACGGAGAACGGGAUAUCGGACACUAACGGCUCCCUGACGGACCUACACCGGAUACACUACUACAGGACGUACAUCAACGAAAUGUUGAAAGCUAUAAAACUGGAUGAGUGUAAUGUAAAGGGAUACACGGCAUGGUCAAUGAUGGAUAACUUUGAGUGGCGAAGAGGAUACUCGGAACGUUUCGGGAUUCAUUACGUCAAUUUUAGUGACCCAUCCAGACCAAGAACACCAAAAGCAUCCGCAAGGUUCUACCAGCAGCUGAUACGUGAGAACGGCUUUAAGCAUGGCUACACGGCUAUAGGAGGACGGGGGGUCGCUCCGGCCAUGGAGGGCCAGUUUUACUACGACAAGUUCCCGGAUGAUUUCGCCUGGAGUACAGCCACCUCAGCUUACCAGAUAGAAGGAGGGUGGAACGAAGGAGGAAGAGGACCAAGCGUUUGGGACACGUGGGUUCACGAAUAUACACACGUGGAGAAAAACGCCACUGGUGAUGUAGCAUGUGACAGUUACCAUAGAUACAAGGAGGAUGUCCAGUUGUUGAAAAACUUAGGGGUAUCUCAUUACCGUUUUUCCAUCUCCUGGCCAAGGAUUUUCCCAGACGGUACCAAAGAAAGUUUGAACAAAGAAGGCAUUCAAUACUACAGCAACGUGAUUGAUGAGCUUUUAAAGUUCAACAUUAAACCCAUGGCGACCCUCUUUCACUGGGAUUUACCGCAAGCUUUAGAGGACCAAGGCGGGUGGCUUAACGAAAGCACGGUCUAUCACUUCAGAGACUAUGCCGAUGUGUGUUUCCGAGAGUUUGGUGACAGGGUUAAAUUGUGGAUAUCUUUCAAUGAACCUGGGCUAACGGCAUGGACUUGUUACGGAAAUGGUGGAAUGGCGCCGGGUCGGCACGGGCACCCGGGGACCUACCCAUAUAUAGUGACACGCAACAUCAUUCUAGCUCAUGCGGAAGGUUAUCAUGUUUUGAAAAAGAAGUACCCUCAACAGAAGGGUCAGUAUGGAAUCACGUACAGUAUUGGCUGGGCGGAACCUAAAGAUCCGUAUAAACCUGAGGAUAUUGAGGCGUCCGAGAGAAAACUACAAUUUGAUGCAGGGUGGUUUCUUAAUCCGAUAUAUAUAAAUGGCGACUACCCAGAGGUUAUGAAAAAGAAGGUAGCAGAGAAAAGCGCCGCCCAAAAUUUUACUUCUUCACGUCUUCCGCCAUUUACAGAGGAAGAAAAACGCCGCAUCAAUCAAACCAGUGACUUUUUCGGAUUAAACCAUUACUCAUCAUCCUACUUCUUCCCAAGAGAGCACGACAUUACUGAUGUGUCUUAUGAGGCUGACCAAGACGUGGGAAGUGAAAAUGAUCCAAAGUGGCUGGGAUCUGGAUCUUCUUGGUUAUUUGUCACUCCUUUCGGGCUUAGAAAAGUUCUUAAUUGGGUGAAAAUGACCUAUAACAAUAUUCCCGUUUACAUAACGGAAAAUGGUGUUUCGGAUAGGAACGGAUCACUUGAAGACUACAGUCGCGUAUACUUCUAUAGAAACUAUAUCAACGAAAUGCUCAAAGCUGUUAAACUCGAUGGCUGCAAUGUGAAAGGUUAUGCAGCAUGGUCAUUUAUGGACAACUUUGAAUGGAACACUGGCUACGCCGAGAAGUUUGGAAUGCACUACGUUAACUUCAGUGAUCCAGAGCGACCUCGAACCCCCAAACUAUCAGCAGUCUUCUACAACCAACUGAUCAAAGACAACGGUUUUCUCGAAGAUGCUGCUACUUCCCCUUCUAAAGGAAAAGAGCUGGGUGUUUACCGAGAGCUUCCGUAUGCAGAUAAGAUCUAUUACGGAACAUUUCCGAAAGAAUUUGCUUGGGGCGCCUCCACUUCGGCUUAUCAAAUAGAAGGAGCCUGGAAUGAAGACGGUAAAGGAGAAAGUAAUAUUGACAAAAUGACUCACAAUGACUUUGAAUCAACCUACGGAAACAUAGCCUGCAAUAGUUAUAAAAAAUUUAAAGAAGAUGUGAGAAUAUUAAAAGAAACACACGUGACAUUUUACCGUUUUUCAAUAUCCUGGAGUCGAAUUUUACCUGAAGGAAAUGUCAGCGUUGUUAAUCACUUAGGGAUUCAAUACUACAUCAACAUGACAGACGCACUGAUAGACGCAGGAAUCACCCCUGUUGUGGUCAUGCAUUACUAUGACAUGCCGAUUACAAUAUAUAACCAAGGCGGAUGGAAAAAUCCAAACACAAUUCAUCUCUUUGUUGAAUAUGCACGAGUAUUAUUCAAAGAGCUAGGUUCCAGGGUCAAACAUUGGAUAACUAUCAAUGACCCAUAUUCUGUGUCAGUUGGUUUGGAUACUAAUGAAGAAAACCCAUAUAAAGCUGGACAUAAUUUGAUAAAAGCCCAUGCAUAUGUGUACAAAUUGUACAAGGAGGAAUUCAAGGAACAACAAAAAGGUCACGUGGGAAUUUCUCUUCGCGCUGAUUGGUUUGAACCUGUAACACCUACCGACCCAUCUGAUAUUGAAGCCACCAACAGGAAAAUGGAACAUUCUUUUGGAUGGUUUGCGCAUCCAAUUUUUGUUAACGGCGACUAUUCGCAACUGCUCAAGUCAAUAUUAGAGAAGAAAAAUACAACUAUCCCCAAAUUUACAGAUUACGAAUCAACGCUGAUUAAAGAUUCUUCUGAUUUCUUGGGAUUGAAUUUCAUAUCAACAUUUAAAGUAAAAUCAAAAGAAAACGAUUUUAAAGGAUUUGAGUUUGAGACAGAUACAGAGAUAACUUUCAAUUCCUCGUGGCCUAGAAGCAGCAUAGCAACCAUAAGGUUUGUACCGUUUGGUCUUCGAAAGGUUUUGAAUUGGAUUAAGGAUAAAUAUCACAAUGUCACCGUAUACGUCACAGAGGCUGGGUUUCCAGAUGACUCGGGGACUCUACAGGAUAACACUAGGGUAAAAUUCUACAAGGAGUACGUCAAUGAAGUAUUAAAAGCUGUUAGAUUGGAUAAAUGUAAUGUUAAAGGAUUCAACAUUAAAAGCCUGAUAGACGAUGUCGAUUACACCGGGAGUAUAAAACAUAAAUACGGAAUUUACAAAGUGGAUUUCAAUGAUCAAUCAAGACCUCGAACAAGAAAAUCUUCAGCAAAUUUCAUAACAAAUAUUAUAAAAGAUAACGGCUUUCUACAGGGAAAAUCUUACUCCGUUGAAUCAGGCAUAGGGGAAUUUAAUCCAAACUAUCCUUACAGGCCAUUGAGACAGGAAAAUGAGAUGUAUUCUGGUAGUUUUCCUCACGGUUUUAUAUGGAGCACAGCUACAGCGGCUUACCAGGUAGAAGGCGGAUGGGACGCCGAUGGUAAAGGCAAAAGCAACUGGGAUGUUUUCUCUCAAGAGCCUGGACAUAUAGUUAAUAAUGACAAUGGAAACAUAGCCUGUGACAGUUACCACAAUUAUAGAACAGACGUAGAGCUUCUGAAGAAUCUAAAGGUAACACACUACAGAUUCUCUAUAUCGUGGUCUCGGAUACUGCCGCUUGGGACACUAGAAAAAAUCAACCAACCAGGGGUAGAUUAUUACAACAAGUUGAUCGAUACCCUUCUAGAGGCUAAUAUCGCUCCAAUGGUGACCCUCUACCACUGGGACACCCCACAGGCCUUCAACAACAGCGGGGGCUGGCAAAAUAGCACUAUAUCUGACCAUUUUGCCAACUACUCCCGAUUGUGCUACGAACGGUUUGGUGACAGGGUAAAACUUUGGAUAACUCUGAAUGAACCCUGGGUAGUCUCUAACCUAGGCUACGAGCUUGGCGUGAAUGCCCCUGGUAUAAAAGGGAGGGGGGAUCGUAUCUACCAAGUGGCUCACAACCUCAUCAAAUCUCACGCCAAAGCUUACAGAGUCUAUGAAAAAGAAUUCAAACAAAAACAAAAAGGACAAGUGGGUAUAACGCUGAAUACGGACUGGCAGGUUCCAAAGAACCCGGAAAACCCCAGCGACCUGGAGGCCUCCGAACGAGCCAUCGACUUCAUGUUAGGGUGGUUCCUCAAUCCAGUGAUGAAGGGAGAUUAUCCCAAAGUAAUGAGAGAUCAGGUAGACAGGAAAAGUCGGGAACAGGGACUGCCAACUAGCCGGCUUCCUAGGUUUACCCAAGCUGAACAAAUGGAUAUAAAAGGAUCAUACGAUUUUCUUGGAAUAAAUUUCUACACGUCGAACGUUGUGACCUACAAACCAUCGACUGGACAGAGCUACAGUGCUGACGGUGACAUCGAUAUUACAAAAGACCCCGAGUGGCUGGGAUCUGGCUCCGACUGGCUAAAGGUGACCCCUGUCGGGAUCCGCCGAAUGCUGAACUGGAUCAAAUAUACCUACGGAGAUUUCCCCAUUUACAUAACAGAAAAUGGAAUCUCGGAUAGAAACGGAUCUCUCCAGGACGAGCAUAGAAUAUUUUAUUACAAACAUUACAUUAAUAAUGUUCUUAAAGCUAUACGUCUUGAUGGGGUAAACGUUCGAGGGUACACGGCAUGGUCAUUAAUGGAUAACUUUGAGUGGGCACGUGGGUAUACGGAACGCUUCGGACUCCACUAUGUUAACUUCAGCGAUCCUGAGCGACCACGCACACCAAAGGAAAGCGCCCGUUUCUUUAAAAAACUCAUUGAAAACAAUGGCUUUCCUGACGAAAAGUCGAGGUUCUCUUUUCCGUUUUCAUUGGAACCAGCCUUUCCAGGAAAAAAUCCUUACCGGACACUUUUUGAGGAAGACGACUUCUACUACGAUUCUUUCCCAGAAGGCUUUGCGUGGAGCACUGCCACAUCGUCGUAUCAAGUGGAAGGAGCUUGGAAUAAGGAUGGUAAAGGUCUUGGAAUAUGGGAUGUCUUCAGCCACACACCUGGUAAGGUAGUCAACAAUGACACGGGUGACGUUGCAUGCAAUAGCUAUGACAAGUUUCACGAAGAUAUCAAACUGUUAAUGGAUAUGAAGGUUACACACUACCGUUUCUCGCUAUCAUGGCCACGAAUCUUACCUGAUGGAACCACACAGAAUGUGAACUCCCUGGGAAUACAGUACUACAAUAGCCUGAUUGAUGCACUUAUAGACGCCGGAAUCGUCCCAAUGGUCACUCUAUAUCACUGGGAUCUCCCACAAGCCCUAAUGCAAUAUGGCGGCUGGCAAAGUGAACGCACGGCCGAAUUGUUUGCCGAAUACGCUAGGCUUUGCUUUUCUAUGUUUGGAGAUCGGGUAAAGUUUUGGAUCACAUUGAAUGAACCGUUUGUCGUCUCCAACCAUGGCUACGAGAUCGGUGUAAUGGCACCUGGUUUAACAGGAAAGGGCGACCGAAUAUAUCAAGCUGGUCAUAAUUUAAUUAAAGCGCAUGCUAAGGCGUACCACAUCUAUCAUAACGAGUUCAAACGGGCUCAAAAGGGCAUCAUUGGUAUAACUUUAAACACGGACUGGCAAGUUCCAGAAGAUCCCAACAGUGAGAGAGAUUUACAGGCGUCGCACCGGGCCAUCCACUUCAUGUAUGGCUGGUUCCUAAACCCAGUUAUGAAGGGAGACUACCCCGCAAUCAUGAAGGAACAAGUCGACCGGAAAAGUCGUGCGCAGGGAUACAUAGAAAGUAGACUUCCGGAAUUCUCAGCAACGGAAAAGGAUUAUAUUAAAGGUACUUACGACUUCCUAGGCAUGAAUUUUUAUACGUCAAACCUGGUUUCAUCCAUUGAUAAUAUAAACCAGAGUUACUACGGGGACCAGGAUGUCAACUCCACGAAAGACCCUUCUUGGCUCGGAUCGGGGUCAUCUUGGCUCAAAGUGACUCCUAAAGGAAUUCGCCGUAUGCUGAAUUGGGUGAAAUAUACCUACGGUGAUUUCCCAAUCUACAUCACGGAAAACGGAGUCUCGGACCUUAACGGAACCAUAAAGGAUGAACACAGGAUCUUUUAUUACAAACAUUAUAUCAACAAUGUUCUAAAAGCCAUCCGACUUGACGGAAUAGACGUUCGUGGAUACACGGCAUGGUCAUUAAUGGAUAACUUCGAAUGGGCAAGAGGAUAUUCGGAACGCUUCGGUCUUCACUAUGUUAACUUCAGCGAUCCCGCCCGACCACGUACACCAAAAGCAAGUGCGCGGUACUAUAGGUCUAUUAUCGAAAAUAAUGGAUUCAAGAAAGAAACCGCUAAUAACAAUGAGAAUAAAACGCCAGCAAACAGUAAUAAUCGAACACCUAACCCAGUUUCUGGGGCACAAAAGACAGUUAUCUCUUUUCAAGUCCUAACUGGUUUUGUCAUAGGUGUUGUGUUAUGGAAUUUUAAAUAAUUCGAUAAAUAAAAUUUAUUUUUGGGAAUCAUAUGCAGCUGAAUUAAUACACUAUUUGGACAAAUUUUAUAAUAUGUUUAUGUCUAUGUAAUCUUAUAUGUUCUUAAAGAAUAUGUGCCAUGAAAAAUGUUGAUUAGAGUUUGAUUAGAAGGUUAGAAAUAUCUUAUCAGAAGAUAAAUACGUGAGGACUUGUGUUUAGCUUUUAAGAUAAAUUUGGACCCAUACUGCACUCUCCUCUUUACAUUUUAAAAACUGUUUAGUAUUCUGAUGGUUAUUUUUUAAAUACAAUGUCAUUGCUUUAUGUUAGACAUUUCAUUAAAAACUUAAUACAUCUUGAUAUUCUUUUGAUUUCGUGAACUGGUGAAAAAUUAAAAUAUGAAAUGUUUUGUACUAAUUAUUUUAAUAAUUAAUUUAUUUUUAAGAGCGUUACUUAUUUUGAAUGAAUUAGCAAUCAUCGAUGAUAUUGAUGAUCUAUAAUUCAUGGAACCGAAAAUAAUCCGUUCAUUUGGCUUUACUAAUAUAGCUGAUUUUUAAGCUCUGCUUGCUUUGAUUGUUGUGUGCAAUGCUUUUUUUUAAACAAGGGUACAUGUAACUUGGUCUCAGUGCUUUCGUACAGGACUAGACAUGAUCAAAAGUUUUCGAAUGUACAUGUAUUUAAUGUAGCCCACGACAGUGAUACUCGACACUUCUGUAUGCUAUAUACAUGUCAUUGUAUAUCUGUAUAGUGUAAAUGUAUACUAGUAUAUCAUGUUAACUAAACAAAGCUGUGGUCAUUUGUCAACAAUAUUGUUUUUAAUGGUACCAAUGAUUAAAGAUGCGGAAUAAUU